CAGAAACCUUCGCAAAAUGUUAGAUACAGUUCGUACGCAAAUAACAAACAGAAAGCUCGGCGAAGAUUUUUCUCAAUACAUCGAAAACAUAAAACGUACUUGUAACGAAGUCGAAGAUUGGCUUCAAACGAGCCAUAAAACCAUCACUGUAGAAGAACUAGAAUCAAAAAUUAUUGAAGUGGAGGUGACUCUUAAAAACUUGUGGUGUGGAUUAAAACAAGAAAUACAGGCCAUUGAAGCAGAAAAGGAGGAGCAAGCAAAAAAAGAAAGGAAGCUGACCGAGGCUCGUGAUAAUCUCAUAAAGUAUCUAAAUUCAAUUCGUCAGAUGUGUGAAUCAGAACAAAUUGCUGGAACUGAAUAUCCAGAUAGGCUGAACGCCUUACACAAUGAAACUGUAAAAUGGCUUCAAUCUGAAGAGAUAUCAGCAGAAUCGAUCCAAGCUGAGCAUGAAAGGUUGCAAGCUACUGUGCAAGAAAUCAAACAAAGUAUAAGCAAAAUGAAACAGAAAAAAGAAGCAGAAGCAAUUCUUCGACAAAAAGCAUUCGACGAUCUAUGUAAAUACAUCGACGAAGUUCAAACAAAGAUCGCAACUGAAGAGAAAAAUGACGAGUUCACAAGUCCGCAUAUCAAUAUGAUUACAAAAAGCUGCGAAAUAGUAUUGGAGUGGGUCAAAAAACAUUAUACAGAAGAAAUGUUUCGACAGCAAGCCCGAACUGCUGUACACGAUUACAUUGAUGAUGUUUGUAAUAUUCUGGAAGCUGAAAGGGAAACAGACAAAACAAUUGUCCAGUGCAUUGAUACAAUAUACAAGCAUUGCACGAAUGUAUUCAAAUGGAUCAAUGAAAAUUAUCAUCAAAUCCCUGACGAAAGAAUUUUAUCAGAAUUUGAUAAAUUACAGAAAACUGUCAAUGAUAUUUUUAAUGCGUUACGGGCAAGGAAAAAAGAGGUCGAAGCUGAACGUGAACGACAGCGAGAAAAAACGAUUAGAAAACAAGCAGAAGUAAUCAACAAUCUCCGAGCAUACAUUUCUGAUGUCAGAUCGCUGGUUGUAUUUAAACAGUUCAAUAACAGAUUGACUGAAGUAGAUUUGAGAUUAAUAUUUGGCCAAUGUGACAUUGCAGAAAGACAUAUCAAGGAAAAUUCAGAUAUGAACCAACUAGAAGUCCAAUAUUCAGAUCUACGUAAACUGACUGAACAUGUGUACAAAAAGUUGGAACGAAUUGACACGAUAGAACAAGCUGAGUUAACAAGGAGACCCUGCGAAGAGCGCAGAACGAAAACUGAAAUGCGUCAAAAACUAAAGAAUUACAUCGACCGUGUCCAACGUCUUACAGUGUUUGAGCCUCUCACGCAUAGAUUGACAAAGAACGAUAAAUCUAGAAUUCAAUCUAAAAUCAUUAAAGCAAAUCACGUCUUAAUUGCGGAAAACUUGACUUCCACUGAAAUAGAAAGAAACUACAAAGAAUUGGAUGAAAUUAUUCAAAGUAUUCACAAAGAAUUGAAAAAAAGGAAAGAGAAAGAAACAAAGGAACCGCAAGAAAAAGAUAAACGUGUUACCCCAACCAAAUGGAUAGCUGUGCUUUGCAGGGUAACGAAGGAAAUAAUGGAAAAUAUGAAACAAGUGCAAUUGAAAAUGACAAUUUCGGAGAAAACCAGGUUGCAAGAACUCUGUAAAGACACAGAAGAGUGGUGUGAAAACAAUUCAUAUGCAGAAGAGCGUGAUGUUGAAUUGAAACGCAGAAAACUGGAAGAGCUGUGGAACAUUACACUUCAGAAGAUAGAGACAAGAGAAAUAAAUGUCGACGUUGAAAGAUCACGUAAUCCAAGAUAUCUACUGCAACCAGAAGAUAGCAAAUCAGCUCUUAUAAAAUUGGCCCUACUUGCUAGAGGAAAAGUACACAGCCAUAUUUACAAAACCCAAAUUCCGGAUUCCGACAGAAACAAAAUAAUAUCCAAGUACAAUGAAGUCCUCAAAAGAGCAUGGACCAAAGAGAAGGCGGAAAUAGAACUAAUGGAAUUCAAGCAACUUUGCAUAAAGGUUUUCAAAACAGUUGACGAAAAGGUUGACCCUCAACACAUGGACAUUGAAAGACGCUGGUACUACUGAACAGGAAUGACAACAAAAUUGAAUAAUUCGGCUUUGUAUUAUCUUGCUAACUUCAGAGAAAUAACUAAUAUUCAUACCAUUCAUAUAUUUCAUCUAUGAUUGUUUCAGUUCCUAUAUAUCUAUAUAUAUAUAUAUAUAUAUAUAUACUCACUAAAAUUCUAGUAUAA
Molecule: messenger RNA, 2274 nt
Organism: Styela clava
Lineage: Eukaryota; Metazoa; Chordata; Ascidiacea; Stolidobranchia; Styelidae
Source: RefSeq, a predicted model, not a curated record